Molecule: messenger RNA, 5604 nt
Organism: Cyprinus carpio (common carp)
Lineage: Eukaryota; Metazoa; Chordata; Actinopteri; Cypriniformes; Cyprinidae
Biological process (GO): regulation of RNA splicing
Cellular component (GO): costamere; cytoplasm; nucleus
Source: RefSeq, a predicted model, not a curated record
ACUGAGGUGAGAGAGUCAAACUGUUCUAAUAUUUAUUUCUGUGGUUUGAAUGUCUUCUCUUUUCUAAGAAUUCACAAUGCAUAACUGGUUUUAUUAGAGGUGUGUAUACUCUGGAACAACCUGUGAGAGUGACUAAGCCUUGUACAGGUGGCCAUUUUCCAACUUGUAUGAGUCAUGUGGGAGAACAUGUGUGCAUAGUUUAAUCUUUUUUUUUUUUUUUCUUAAACAUUCCUUUUGGUUUCCUCCCAUCAAUCUAGAAUUAGGGAGAGGUUUGUUAUUGUUAUGUCAUUCUGCCUCUAGUGCAGAACAUGCAGUGAUGCUAAAGCUUUAUGAGGUAUGUGUUUGGCCUGGUUAAACCAGUUGGUCCACUCUUCAAGUGUAUCACCUGCCGCAAUGAGAAUUCCAUAUAAACAGCGAGAAGAGAACCGAGUUAAACACGAUCACAUCAAGUGAAAACUCUUCAGCAUGGCACAUUAUCACUGCUAAUAAUGAACAAGGAUUUGAAAGCUCAUAGGAUACAAGAUGAUCAUGGGCGGACCUGGUACCUCUACAAUUACGCAUGUUUAAUACAGAGGGUGUGGUUAAAAAGGUUUGAGUUUUGGAUGCUUUUCUUCACUGUAAAUACAUACUAGUGAAAUGGCUCUUCUUCGAAGAAGCCUCUCUGACAGCAUGCUGCUUGAAGAUGACAAUGUCUCUGUAGAGGGUUUGGGAUACACGGACAUGCACAUCCAUGAAGAUGAUGAAAUUGUGGGUGCCAGUGGUCAGUUUGACCUGAAGAGGAAUGAACAAAAGAAGAAUGAAGCUGUGGACAUUUUGAAGUUAAUUGAUAAUGACAAGGAGUUAAGGAAGCAUGGUUUGAAAUCCAGCAAGAGCUUGGAAAGUCUGGAUAUCAAAGCUCCUAAUGAGGUGUGGAGAGAUUCAUAUGACAAGCUCUUCAAUGCUAAAGUCAAGAAAUUCAUGAAAGGAAAUAACGAAAACAGACAUGGCAUACACAAUGGGCCAGCGGCAACCCAAACACUUGACCGCAAAAGCAAAGUAAAUGUUGCAGCUUUACUUGAGAAUGCAGAUCAGAUGGGUCUCAAUCCAUAUGAAACAGAACCUGACAAUCAAGUGGGACCAUUCAUGGAAUAUCAUCAAUAUGACUCUGGCUCUCCAGUGAUGCACCUCACAAAAGGACAUUUUAAAGGCCCAAAAGCGGUGCUUAAUUCUUCAGAUAUGGAUAUGGAAGUACCAUCAGUUAAUGUCAAGAAGCCAAAAUUUAAAAUGCCAAAGUUAAGCCUCUCUAGAAAGAAGAAUACUGACAUGAGUUACGAUGGAAGUAUGAAGGGGUCAAAAUUGGCACUGUCAUCCCCUGAAGUAGCUCCAGGUCUUAAUGGUUCUAAUAUACAAACUGAUGGACCAAAGGCUGAUUUCAAAGGUCUAAAAACAGACCUUCCAGACAUGGACAUGUCAUCUGGAGAACUGAAAGCACCCACUUUUGGCCUGUCAGGACCCAAAAUAAAAACACCUGACUAUAAUCUAAAGACCCCUGAAAAGAAUCUGUCUACUCCCAAAUUUAAGGCAGACUUUGAUUCACCAGACAUCAACAUCAGAGGCCAUAAGCCAGAUAUCACCGCACCUGGCAUGGAUGUGAAUAUUCCUGAAGGUACAUUUAAAGGACCAAAUUUCAAGAAAACCAAUCUUGACUUGAAUGCACCUGACCUCGACAUAAAUGUUCCUUCUGGUAACCCGAAGCUGCCAAAAUUCGGCUUCUCUGGUAGCAAGCCAGAAGGACCUGAUCUUAAAAUCAAAUCUACAGACCUGAAUCUCAAAAGCCCCAAAAUAAAGGGAGGAAUUGAUACCCCAGAUAUGGAUCUAACUCUGCCUCAAACUGAUUUGGAAGGCCCGAAUCUAGAUUUCAAAACACCUGAUAUUGAUGUUAAUGGCCCUUCUGGGAAAUUUAAUAUGCCAAAGUUAAAGAUGCCCAGUUUUGGCCCGUCAGGUUUGAAAGGUUCAAAAAUGAACAUGGAUGCUGACAUUGAUAAGCCUGAUAUUAAUCUAAGUGCAUCAACUCCCAAACUAAACGCAGGAAUAAAUAGUCCUGAUAUUGACAUUCAUGGACCUGAUGUUGAUUUCAAGGGUCCAAAAACAGACCUUACACUUCCAGACAUGGACAUGCCUUCUGGAAAAAUGAAAAUGCCCACUUUCAAGAUGCCUGAUUUUGGUCUCUCGGCACCAAAAAUAAAGACACCUGAUUAUGAUCUGAAGACUCCUGAAAUGGAUCCUACAGCUCCAAAGUUUAAGGCAGACUUUGAUUCCCCAGACAUCAACAUCAGAGGUCAUAAUCCAGAUCUCGCAGCACCUGACAUAAAUGUUGAUUUCCCAAAAGCAAAAAUUAAAGGACCAAAUUUCAAGAAACCUGAUUUUGAUGUGAAUACACCUGAUCUCAACAUGAAUUCCCCUUCAGCUAAAUUGAAGCUGCCAAAAUUUGGUCUCUCAAGUAGCAAGCCAAAAGGACCUGAUCUUAAAAUCAAAUCUCCAAAGCUGAAUCUCACAAGCCCCAAGGUUAAGGGAGAAAUAGAUAACCCAGACAUGGAUCUGACUCUGCCUCAAACUGAUUUAAAAGGCCCAAACUUAGACAUCAACUCACCUGAUAUUGAUAUCGAUGGCCCUUCAAGUAAAUUUAAUAUGCCAAAGUUAAAGAUGCCCAGUUUUGGUCUGUCAGGUUUGAAAGGGCCACAUAUGAACAUGGAUGCUGACAUUGAUCAGCCCGACCUCAAUCUGAGAGCAUCAGCUCCCAAACUAAACGCAGGAAUAAAUAGUCCUGAUAUUGACAUUCAUGGACCUGAUGUUGAUAUUAAAGGUCCGAAAACAGAUCUUAAACUUCCAGACAUGGGCAUGCCAUCUGGAAAAAUGAAAAUGCCAACUUUCAAGAUGCCAGAUUUUGGUCUCUCAGCACCAAAAAUAAAGACACCUGACUAUGAUCUGAAGACUCCUGAGAUGGAUUUUUCGGCUCCAAAUUUUAAGGCAGACUUUGAUUCCCCAGACAUCAACAUCAGAGGUCAUAACCCAGAUAUCACAUACCCAGACUUGAAUGCUGAUUUCCCUAAAGGUAAAAUAAAAGGACCAAAUUUCAAGAAACCAAAUCUUGAUAUGAAUGGACUUGACCAUGACAUCAAUGCUCCUUCAAAUAAACUGAAGCUGCCAAAAUUUGGCUUUUCUGGUAGUAAGCCAAAAGGGCCUGAUCUUAAAAUCAAAUCUCCAGACUUGAAUCUCACAAGCCCCCAAAUUAAGGGAGGAAUUGAUACGCCAGACAUGGAUCUGACUCUGCCUAAAACUGAUUUAAAAGGCCAUAACCUUGAUAUCAGAUCACCUGAUAUUGAUGUCAAUGGCCCUUCAGGCAAAGUAAAUAUGCCAAAAUUUAAGAUGCCUAGUUUUGGUCUGAAAGGACCACAUAUGAACAUGGAUGCUGACAUUGAUCAGCCCGACCUUAAUCUGAGAGCAUCAGCUCCCAAACUAAAUGCAGGCAUAAAUAGUCCUGAUUUUGAUCUACAUGGACCUAAUGUUGAUCUUAAAGGUCCAAGAACAGACCUUACUCUUCCAGACUUUGAUAAGCCUUCUGGAAAAUUUAAAAUGCCCACUUUAAAGAUGCCUAAAUUUGGUGUCUCAGGACCAAAACUAAAGACCCCUGAAAUGGAUCUGUCAGCUCCAAAGUUUAAGGCAGACUUUGAUUCCCCAGACCUGAAUCUCAAAAGCCCCAAAACAAAGGGAGGAAUCGAUACCCCAGAUAUGGAUCUGACUCUGCCUCAAACUGAUUUAAAAGGCCCAAACCUAGAUACCAAAACACCUAAUAUUGAUGUUAAUGGCCCAUCAGGUAAAUUGAAUACGCCAAAGCUAAAGAUGCCCAGUUUUGGUCUGUCAGGUUUGAAAGGGCCACGAAUGAAUGUGGAUGCUGACAUUGAUCAGCCCGACCUCAAUCUGAGAGCAUCAGCUCCCAAACUAAAUGCAGAGAUAAACAGUCCUGAUGUUGAUCUUAAAGGUCCAAAGACAGACCUUACUCUUCCAGACAUUGACAGGCCCUCUGGAAAAUUUAAAAUGCCCAAUUUAAAGAUGCGUAAGUUUGGUGUCUCAGGACCAAAAAUAACGACACCUGACUAUGAUUUGAAGACUCCUGAAAUGGAUCUGUCAGCUCCAAAGUUUAAGGCUGACUUUGAUUCCCCAGACAUUAAUAUUAAAGGACAUAAGCCAGAUGUCACAGGCCCAGACAUGAAUCUUAAAUUCCCUAAAAGUACAUUUAAAGGACCAAACCUAAAGACACCCAAAACUGACAUGAAUGCACCUGACCUCGACAUCAAUGCCCCUUCAGGUAAACUGAAGCUGCCAAAAUUUGGCUUCUCAGGUAGCAAGCCAAAAGCCCCAGAUCUUAAAAUCAAAUCUCCAGACCUGAAUCUCAAAAGCCCCAAAAUUAAGGGAGGAAUCGAUACCCCAGACAUGGAUCUGACUCUACCUCAAAAUGAUUUAAAAGGCCCAAAUCUAGAUAUCAAAUCACCUGAUAUUGAUGUUAAUUGUCCUUCGGGUAAAUUGAACAUGCCAAAGUUUAAGAUGCCUAGUUUUGGUCUGAAAGGACCACAUAUGAACAUGGAUGCUGACAUUGAUCAGCCCAACCUCAAUCUGAGAGCAUCAGCUCCCAAACUAAAUGCAGGCAUAAAUAGUCCUGAUUUUGAUCUACAUGGACCUAAUGUUGAUCUUAAAGGUCCAAGAACAGACCUUACUCUUCCAGACAUUGACAAGCCUUCUGGAAAAUUUAAAAUGCCCACUUUCAAGAUGCCUAAGUUUGGUGUCUCAAGACCAAAACUAAACACGCCUGACUAUGAUUUAAAGACCCCUGAAAUGGAUCUUUCAGCUCCAAAGUUUAAGGCAGACUUUGAUUCCCCAGACCUGAAUCUCAAAAGCCCCAAAAUAAAAGGAGGAAUUAAUACCCCAGAUAUGGAUCUGACCCUGCCUCAAACUGAUUUAAAAGGCCCAAACCUAGAUAUCAAAUCACCUGAUAUUGAUGUUAAUGGCCCAUCAGGUAAACUGAAUACGCCAAAGCUAAAGAUGCCCAGUUUUGGUCUGUCAGGUUUGAAAGGACCACAUAUGAACAUGGAUGCUGACAUUGAUCAGCCCGACCUCAAUCUGAGAGCAUCAGCUCCCAAACUAAACGCAGGAAUAAAUAGUCCUGAUUUUGAUCUACAUGGACCUAAUGUUGAUCUUAAAGGUCCAAGAACAGACCUUACUCUUCCAGACAUUGACAGGCCUUCUGGAAAAAUGAAAAUGCCCAAUUUAAAGAUGCCUAAGUUUGGUGUCUCGGGACCAAAAAUAAAGACACCUGACUAUGAUCUGAAGGCACCUGAAAUGGAUCUGUCAGCUCCAAAGUUUAAGGCAGACUUUGAUUCCCCGGACCUUAAUAUUAAAGGACAUAAGCCAGAUGUCACAGGCCCAGACAUGAAUCUUAAAUUCCCUAAAAGUACAUUUAAAGGACCAAACUUAAAGACACCCAAAACUGACAUGAAUGCACCUGACCUUGACAUCAAUGCACCUUCAGGUAAACUGAAGAUUCCAAACAAAAUUUGGCUUCUCAGGUAG